This is a messenger RNA of Varanus komodoensis (Komodo dragon), 459 nucleotides long. It is a transcript of the gene LMO1, whose product is annotated as LIM domain only 1. The transcript has 4 exons. Bases 22 to 459 code for a protein of 145 amino acids. Gene Ontology annotation, molecular function: transcription coactivator activity; DNA-binding transcription factor binding. Gene Ontology annotation, biological process: positive regulation of transcription by RNA polymerase II. NCBI's taxonomy places the organism in Eukaryota, Metazoa, Chordata, Lepidosauria, Squamata, Varanidae. Gene Ontology annotation, cellular component: nucleus. The record is from RefSeq and is a predicted model, not a curated record.
GAUCAAUCCUAUGGCGUGCCGAUGUUAUCUGUGCAACCGAAAGGGAAGCAAAAGGGCUGUGCGGGCUGCAACCGUAAGAUCAAGGACAGAUACCUUCUGAAGGCCUUGGAUAAAUACUGGCAUGAGGAUUGUCUAAAGUGUGCCUGCUGUGACUGUCGCCUGGGAGAGGUUGGAUCAACACUUUACACAAAGGCAAAUCUCAUUCUCUGCCGCAGAGAUUACCUGAGGCUCUUUGGGACCACUGGGAAUUGCGCUGCCUGCAGUAAGCUGAUCCCGGCCUUUGAGAUGGUGAUGAGGGCCAGAGAUAAUGUUUACCAUUUGGACUGUUUUGCCUGCCAGCUUUGCAACCAGAGAUUUUGCGUGGGGGACAAGUUUUUCCUGAAGAACAACAUGAUCUUGUGUCAGAUGGACUAUGAGGAGGGGCAGCUGAACGGAAGCUUUGAGCCCCAAGUUCAAUAA